Messenger RNA from Terrapene triunguis (Three-toed box turtle), 4386 nucleotides. RefSeq names its product gamma-secretase activating protein (gene GSAP). Gene Ontology annotation, cellular component: trans-Golgi network. Gene Ontology annotation, biological process: positive regulation of amyloid-beta formation. Bases 15 to 2555 code for a protein of 846 amino acids. The transcript is spliced from 31 exons. The record is from RefSeq and is a predicted model, not a curated record. NCBI's taxonomy places the organism in Eukaryota, Metazoa, Chordata, Testudines, Emydidae.
GUGGCACCAGCGGGAUGCUGCUCCAGCUGAGCGCCGAGUUUGAUCUCCAGAGCGAUGUGGUCCCGUGGCUCUUGGCGCAAGGUCCGGCAGCGGCUCUAGACACUUUUGAGAAGAGUGCAGCAACACCGUAUGUAGUAAAUGUUGAAAGAAAUGGAAAAAUUAUUUAUACCUGGAAGGGAAGUGGGAGAAAUACCUGCAUUGGAUUAUAUGAUCCUUUUAAUAAACAAAAUGAGCAUCUGUAUACCUUUGAAAAAGAUCUACACAUAAUCAGUUGUUCGAUCAACAAUGAAAAGACAUUACUAGCAGUCAGUUUUCUUCAGUCAACAAAGGAAGAAAGAGUAAAUCAACUACUUCAGCCAGUAUCUAAGUGUUUGACCUUGCUCAUUGAAAUUCACCCAGUUAAUAAUGUAAGAGUCCUAAAGGCUGUGGAUACCUGUAUCAGAGUACAGUUUCUCUAUCCAGUUGCAGACAGAAAUCCUUUUCCAGAAAGCCAGCUCUUACUAAUUUCAGAAGAUAAAUAUAUUGAACAAUUUCACAUUCAUGUUGUCACAGAAGAUCACCACAAAGUGGUGAUUCAAAACUCAGGCCAGCUCCCAAGAGACAGAGUUGCAGAUGAUCUCAUUUGGGCACAAUGGGAUAUGACAGAACAAAGACUCUUCUACAUUGUUCCAAAGGAAUCAAGGAAUAUCUUAAAAUGUGUCCAGUUUUACCCUGAUGAAAACUUUAAUUUAAUACUUGAAGCAUCCCUGGACAUCUCUUUAAGAGACAUAGGAUUAAAAUUUGUGAAUUUUGGAUAUGAUUACUCUCAAGACCAAGAGAUGGAACCUAGAUCUCUGAAUCUGCAAGUUUUUACCAGUAAAACAGGAAGUUUUUGUCUGUGUUGUAGUCAGGCUCCUGAUAUUCCGAAGGAGGUCACAUACUCAGUUUCUUUUUUACAUAAAGGUUACAGCAAAACCUUUACAGUUGCUCUACAAAAAACAGAUUACCCACAAGUGAAGGAAGUAGCUUUUUUGAAUCUUGACUAUUACGUGGCUGUUUAUUUGCCUGGCCACUUUCUGCACCUCCUCAAUACUCAACAUCCUGACCUGAUGUGCUAUAAUUUGUUUCUGACAGGUGAGGAUGCGAGAAUCAACAUGCUGCACAAAAGUUCCAUCCAGUCCCCGUUCAAGUCAGCUGUCUGGGAUUGCUGCUCAGGAAGAAUGUUUACUGUAAGAAUAAAUGAGUGUUCCUUGAUGCAAUUCCUUUGGAACAGUAAACUGGACAGUGAUAGACUGGCAGCGCUGCACUGUGCUCUUCUACAUGUCAGAAAUACAACAGAUUUGGAAAUGCAGAUUAUUCAGUGGAUUUCUGAGAACCUGUCAGCAUGUUCUACAUUUGACCCCUUACAGGAAUUGAUCAUUGCUUCCUUAUACUGGGCAAUGUGUCCAGAGACUAGCAAGCUGGAUAAACUUUUGCCAUAUACAUCUCUGCUGUACUGGAAUGGGAUUAUCCCUGGAAUAACAUGCAUAACGGACAUUAUUUCUUUACCUGAAUUAAAGGUUCAAAAUUGUAAAGGCUUCUGGGAAAAGCUAAACUUAAACCUGGAGUGUGUGAAAUACGCUGAGCCACACUUGCAUUACAACAACAAUGUGCUCAGGAGAGAAUGGUAUAAGCUACUUUCAGAAGAGAAAGCCGAGGAAAGAAGAACCACAACAUAUUUGAGGAAUAUUUUUGAGAAUGCAAAAAAGGUGCUUUCCAAUCUUGCUGAAUGGAACUUGGAGGAAAGGCUAGUUCCUCUUUUUCAAGAGGAAGACUACCCGCAGCGAUUAUUAAUCGGACUAAUGGUUGCUCAGUUGAAAGAUCAUCUUAUGAGGCAUCUACAAUAUGUUGGAAAAAUGAAGGUUGACCAGAUCGUUCUGGACUAUGUUUCAAAACUGCUGGAUCUGAUCUGUCGGAUAAUGGAAGCUGUUUGGAGGAAAUACAGUCUUCAGUCCUGUGUUCUCUGCUUGGACGAGCGAGGAAGCGCGGCAGAGUUUGCAGCUUUCCACAUCAUGAGUCGGAUUCUAGAAGCUGCCAAUGGAAUGUGUAUACCCCUGCCCCCUGGUUUUCAUACUUUGCACAUGGGGCUUGGAGUUAGAUGUCUGCCUUUGCAUACCCUGCUGCAUUACAUUGAUAAUGGGGUGUUACAGCUGACUGAGACAUGCGCUAUAAAACUUUUGAAAGAUCUGGACAACACUGAGAAGAAUGAAAAGCUAAAAUUUAGUAUCUUUACAAGGCUUCCUGAGGCAAUUGGUCACAAGGUCAGUCAGCUGUGGAAUCAUCCUGUCAACUCUAAUUUUAUUGCAAGGAACUCUGUUAAACUUUUGCUUGAUAAACUUAGGAAGAGACAGCAUAACAGACCAGUGGUGGACAGACUGUCUGUCCAUGUAGAGUUUCUGCCACUUAACUACUUAGUUGAUAUGCUGGCAGAGGUAGAGGAUCAAGGUCUGAAUCCAUUUGAGGAAGAAGACAAUGUGAAUGCAAAAUUCGUAGAGGAAACAGCACUGAAACACACCAUGAUGCUUUUAGGCCUGUAGUACUGCUAAAAUAUAUUGGGUUACUUCAAAAAGCAUGUCAGUCUUCCUACGUAUAUCACUAUUUCAACAAGCAUAUUUGCAACUAAAAUUCCAGUGUUUAAUACUUCUCAAAAAUUGUUAAUAUUUCUAAAACAAAUGUCAUAUUAAAGGCUCCCAGUUUUCGGUUGCAACCAUUAACUAGUAAAAGGCUGCCCAAAAUAACAUAUGCUCCACUCUACUCAUGGAUGUAUUGAGGAGGGACUAGACUGAAAUUGAAGACUUGCUAGUAAAUACAAGGAAGAUAAAGGAUUGGAGCUGGGGGGAAAAUAUAUAUCUGAUACAGACCCUGCUCUCCAGCUAAAUAUGUUUUUAUUAUUCAGUUUUACACUGUGGAAUGGCUGAACAGGAGUAGGUGUAGAAAGUUUCAGAAUAUGGUGGGAAAAGUUUCUUUAGAAUUUUAUUUUUAUUCUAAUACUACUCUUACAGGCAAGACAUUUCUUAAAAAAGAACAGUCCAAUUACAUUGCGAAAUAAUGAGAAAUUGGCAGCUGUUAUUGCACUGAUGUAUAAAGGAUUUCUUUGAGAUUGCGUAGUAUAGGCUAGAGGCAACAAAUGCGGAGUAACUCUUUGUAUAUAAUGUAUUAAUAAAGAUGUAUAAAUUCCUCAUACAGCCGGUACAUCUCUUUACAGUACUGCCCCCAUGCCUUUGGAGUUGGGUUUUAAAAUAUUUGCUCUCGCUGUAAUGUGUAUAAGAAUCUUUCCUGAUGUUUAUAAUGUACUGUACAAUACAGCAGGAGAAGAAAGCUUCUUUGGAAACUUAUCGUUACAGUGGCUUUGACGAAUUGUAUUUAAUUCUGCCCCUAUGACUUUAAAUGUUUUUAGAUCAAGUGUUAGAUUUUUUCCCUUCAGGUCCCAGCGAUAUGAUACAGAACUGACCUACCCCAUUUAUUUUUUUAGCUGUGAGCUAUAACAGCAAUUUUUUAAAAAGUAGUGUUUUGGUACCAAACAGGGAAAAUUUGUGAACUUCAGACAUGCUGAAUUAGCAUGGAACAGAUGUACUUCCAGUUACUGGGUAAGAAAGUGUGCCAAAGUUUCAGAAGUAGUAAACUAGAAUGAAUUUGAUGUUACUUUUUUCUUUUUAAUUCCAGUAUGUUUCUCAAGCUCUCUGUAUAACUACCUCUGUUAUCUUUUCUCAGCAUAGUUUCAAAUAGGGGAGUAUGUUCCCAAACUUGUGUACCUAUUUUGUGGUGCUGAAUGAGAGAGAUUCCACUCCCAGAAACAGGGCCCUUCUUACACUUUACUUCUCAGUAUGCAAGAGCAUUCACCCUUUCUUCUCCUCUUGCUCCUUCUCAAUAAUGGGACUUGUUCCCUCUACUACGGUUGCCAUCAGUGAUAAAGGAGGAUUAGCUUUCUCACUGGUCUGUAGUGAGAGAAAGGGCAUUUUUUUUAUUUAAACAGACAUGCCUGACAAUUAUCUUCAGUCCAAACUGCUCCCCAUAUUGAUUUAUUUGUAUAAUGAAUAAGGUCAUAGUUCAAUUAUGUUAAUAUUAAAAAGAAAAGCUACAUCAUCUUCUCUUGUUUAUUGUACCUGUUUGUACUUUAUAAGCAUUUAUUAACAAGUUAAAAACCAAUUUUGAUUAUUGUUCACUCCUCUUAACAUUUCAAAACAGUGCUAUGUUUUGCAUACUGAACCCCCAUUAGCUACAGGGACUAUUUAACUAUACUACCUUCUUUAAAAAUACUUUGUUUACAGUGUGAAUAUUUUGGCAAACUGCUAGCAAACAUUUAAAAACAUUUACAAUAUUAAAAGCCGUUGGCUUUGCAUAUUCAGUUGCUACUACUGGACUUAUGAU